AUGAAAAUCGAUCCUGAAGCAGCCGAGUCGCGCCCCAAGAUCCCUGAGUUGCGGCAUCGAGACUCGCUCACAGUGGAGGUCAAGACACGAUGGAUAUCGGCGCAGACUCAGAACGACCUGGCGCGGAUGGGGAUGGCGGGGUUGGCCAGCGUCGUAGCGCAAACAUGCACGCAGCCUGUGGAGGUGGUGAAGACGAGGCUGCAGAUCUCAGGGGAGGUGGGAGCGGCAGCGCACAAGACGUACAACUCAUUCCUGGGAUCUGCCACGAUGGUGGCGAGAAACGAGGGUUUCUUUGGCCUCUACAAGGGGAUGUCGGCAGCCGCGCUCCGGGAGAUGUCGUACUCGUCGCUAAGGUUCGGCCUUUAUGAGCCGUUCAAGCGCGUACUGGGGGAGAGUGAUGCGAAGCACACUCCGAUAUGGAAGAAGUUUGCCUCGGGGGCAGCGGCAGGGAUCGUGGGAUCAGGGCUGGCCAACCCGACCGACGUUCUCAAAGUUCGCAUGAUGGCCAACGAGGGCGAGCCCAAGAGGCUCAUGACGAUAGCGAAGGAAGUGUAUGCUGACGGCGGUUUCACUGCCUUCUAUCGGAGCGUGCAUACAACGAUGAUUCGAGCUGCCAUUUUGAACGCGACCAAGCUCGCAGCUUACGAUGAUCUGAAACAGAACCUCCUCAAGCACCACAUCAUGCAAGAGGGCAUGGCUCUGCACUUUUGCUGCAGCAUGUUUGCGGGGGUGAUGGUUGCUGCGACUACUAGUCCAGUAGACCUUGUAAGGACAAGAUUGAUGAAUCAGCCAGCCGGCAAGAAGCUGUACACGGGCAUGAUAGACUGCGCCAUGAAAAUCGUGAAGCAGAAUGGGAUCAUGGCGCUGUACAAGGGAUUCAACGCUCAAUGGAUGCGGUUCGGUCCCUUCACCAUUGUGCAGUUCAUGUGUUGGGAGAGGAUGAGAGCCUGGUACGGCAUGAAGGGCAUCUGA
Molecule: messenger RNA, 972 nt
Organism: Guillardia theta CCMP2712
Lineage: Eukaryota; Cryptophyceae; Pyrenomonadales; Geminigeraceae
Exons: 7
Coding region: 1-972 (323 amino acids)
Biological process (GO): transmembrane transport
Source: RefSeq, a predicted model, not a curated record